GCUUUCAGAAUGACAGUCUGCAGAAGUGAGCUGAGCGUGUGCGCUGUACGGGGCUCUCCUGCCUUCUGGGCUCCAUCGCAGCUCUGUGGCUGAACUGGGUGCUCACCACGGGAACUGCUGGGCUAUGGAAUACAGAUGUGGCAGCUCAGGUAGCCCCACGUUGCCUGGAGGAAUACAUCAAGCUUUCUGAUAAGAAGAAAUUGUAGGAGCCAGUUUUGUAAAACCCCCCCUCAGAGAAAAAAAAAAAAAAAACUGUAAAGAUGCAAAAACGUAAUAUCCAUGAAGAUCCUAUUACCUAGGAAGAUUUUGAUGUUUUGCUGCGAAUGCGGUGUUGGGAUUUAUUUGUUCUUGGAGUGUUCUGCGUGGCUGGCAAAGAAUUAUGUUCCAAAAUCGGUCCAUCUCCCAAGGGGUCCAAUUUUUCUUCCUGGGUGUCAGCGAGCCCUGACUCACUACAGUGCAGCUGACAGGGGCUGUCAUGCAAGUGGCCCCCUAAGCCAAAGCAAAAGACCUAAGGACGACCUUUGAACAAUACAAAGGAUGGGUUUCAAUGUAAUUAGGCUACUGAGCGGAUCAGCUGUAGCACUGGUUAUAGCCCCCACUGUCUUACUGACAAUGCUUUCUUCUGCUGAACGAGGAUGCCCUAAGGGCUGUAGGUGUGAAGGCAAAAUGGUAUAUUGUGAAUCUCAGAAAUUACAGGAGAUACCCUCAAGUAUAUCUGCUGGUUGCUUAGGUUUGUCCCUUCGCUAUAACAGCCUUCAAAAACUUAAGUAUAAUCAAUUUAAAGGGCUUAACCAGCUCACCUGGCUAUACCUUGACCAUAACCAUAUCAGCAAUAUUGACGAGAAUGCUUUUAAUGGAAUACGCAGACUCAAAGAGUUGAUACUAAGUUCCAAUAGAAUCUCCUAUUUUCUUAACAAUACCUUCAGACCUGUGACCAAUUUACGGAACUUGGAUCUGUCCUAUAAUCAACUGCAUUCUCUGGGAUCUGAACAGUUUCGAGGCUUGCGGAAGCUGCUCAGUUUACACUUAAGAUCUAACUCCCUGAGAACCAUCCCUGUGCGAAUAUUCCAGGACUGCCGCAACCUGGAACUUUUGGACCUGGGAUAUAACAGGAUCCGAAGUUUAGCCAGAAAUGUCUUUGCUGGCAUGAUCAGACUCAAAGAACUUCACCUGGAGCACAAUCAAUUUUCCAAGCUCAACCUGGCCCUUUUCCCAAGGUUGGUGAGCCUUCAGAACCUUUAUUUGCAAUGGAAUAAAAUCAGUGUCAUAGGACAGACCAUGUCCUGGACCUGGAGCUCAUUACAAAGGCUUGAUCUGUCAGGCAAUGAGAUCGAAGCUUUCAGUGGACCUAGUGUUUUCCAGUGUGUCCCAAAUCUGCAGCGCCUCAACCUGGAUUCCAACAAGCUCACAUUUAUUGGUCAAGAGAUUUUGGAUUCUUGGAUAUCCCUCAAUGACAUCAGUCUUGCCGGGAAUAUAUGGGAAUGCAGCAGAAACAUUUGUUCCCUGGUAAACUGGCUGAAAAGUUUUAAAGGUCUGAGGGAGAAUACAAUAAUCUGUGCCAGUCCCAAAGAACUGCAAGGAGUAAACGUGAUCGAUGCAGUGAAGAACUACAGCAUCUGUGGCAAAAGCACCACAGAGAGGUUUGAUCUGGCCAGGGCUCUCCCCAAACCAACGUUUAAGCCCAAGCUCCCCAGGCCGAAGCAUGAGAGCAAGCCCCCUCUGCCUCCCACGGUGGGAGCGACAGAGCCCGGCCCAGAGACCGAUGCUGACACGGAGCACAUCUCUUUCCAUAAGAUCAUCGCAGGGAGCGUGGCCCUUUUCCUGUCCGUGCUCGUCAUCCUGCUCGUUAUCUACGUGUCAUGGAAGCGGUACCCUGCAAGCAUGAAACAGCUGCAGCAGCGCUCCCUCAUGCGAAGGCACAGGAAAAAGAAAAGGCAGUCACUAAAGCAAAUGACUCCCAGCACCCAGGAAUUUUAUGUAGAUUAUAAACCCACCAACACGGAGACCAGCGAGAUGCUGCUGAACGGGACGGGACCCUGCACCUAUAACAAAUCAGGCUCCAGGGAGUGUGAGAUACCUUUAUCUAUGAAUGUGUCAACCUUUCUGGCAUACGACCAGCCCACAAUAAGUUACUGUGGGGUGCAUCAUGAGCUUCUCUCUCAUAAAUCCUUUGAAACGAAUGCACAGGAAGAUACGAUGGAAACACACCUAGAGACUGAGCUGGACCUGAGCACAAUCACAACAGCUGGCCGAAUCAGUGACCAUAAACAGCAGCUGGCUUAACUGAGCUGACUGGUGGCCAAGGGUUGCUACCAAACUUUGUAACCUCAAGGACAAAAUGAGGAAGAUUUGUUCAUUGUGACUCUGAAAACAAAACAAAACAAAAAUCCCCUGUUCAAAUAAAACAAAAAUCCAAGAUUGAUUCAUGAAAUAAAGAAGACAUGAAUUGUUUCAAGUCUACACUUUGUAAUUAGCUAAGUUGUGCAGUAUUUUUUUGACUUAAAGAGUAUGACCCUGAAAAAAAGGAAAAGAAUCGUUUUUCAAAACUCAUCCUACCUACCUGUAAAAACUGUACAGAGCUAAUGUAUUUUUCAUAUUGUAAAGUUUCAAUUAUAGAAACAACUGGUAUGUACAGUACCAUAAUUUAAUUACAUUUUACUUUACAAACUUGACACAUUUCAGUUUCUAAAAUUUUAAAUUAACAAAAUUAUUUCUUGUGUUAUUCAAAGUUACUCAGUUUUGUAGGGACUGUUUUGUUACUGCUUUUGUGCCCAGAAACCUUGACUCUAAAAUUCUGUGCUGUGCGAAACAUGCACGAUUUUUAUCAUGCUUACUGCGUAGAAUUUUAUCUACUUGUUCCAGAAAUAAUACAUUAACCAAAAAGGAUUUAAUUGUUCAGACUUGUAAGAGGUUCUUCAAUUACAUAGACAGGUUUUUCUUAUAAAUGAAAAAAAAAUCAAAAGAUUUUUUUUUAACAGUUCUUCUCAGAUUUAACUGUUGCCUUGAAUUACAGCCUAGUUUCUAAGCAGUGAAAUGUAAUGAUAAAGAGGGAUAUUUUAACAACAUAUUUCCGAAUGAAUGACUCAUUAUUUCAUUCUUUUGAGUAACCAUUGUUAAGGGUGGGGGGAGAAGUAUGGACAAAACAUCACUGGAAACAAAGGCCGUAACCACAGCAACAGACUUUGAUACACUUAAAAGGAGCAGCUGCCAGUGACAAAGGAAAACUUUUGUUACAUCUCAUUAUUUUCAGGACAAGGUGGGAGGAUAGAGCAUAAUAACUGUACAGUAGCAACUUUUCUUCUAAUUAACCCAAAGCGGUUUACCUAAAAAUAACCAUCAGUCAGUGCAAAAUGUGCCUGGUUCUUAAGACAACUUUUCAUUUGGAACUUUGAGAAUAUAUUUUGGGAACUUCUCAAAGGAAAAAUAUGAAAUUUUUGUCAUUGUGUGCUACAUCCAUUGCUCCUGAGGCAGAAUGUUAAACAUCUACAGUUCAUUCAAUGUAGAAGUGAACCACAGUGGAGAAAUGGAUCACUCAAUUAGAUUAUAAACAUCCUUAAUAUGUUCUAAAUUGUUUACAUUGCCCUCCAUAAUGGGAUUCACCUCCAAAUUAUCUGAAAAAUAACUGAGAGUAAUUGGACACCAGCCCAGGUCAUAUAUUGAUUAUGUGAUUGUAUUAUAAAUACAAAUCAAAUUAAGAAAACCUGACUUUUCAGAGGCUGGAAUGAUCAAACUUGUUUCUGUUGUUUACCUGACACAGAUUAUUGUUUGAAAAUAUUGUUACUUCAUCUAUGAUAAUCACACAUUCUUUUUAGUGUUUGAGUAUUCUUUUUUAAUAUAAAACUGCAAGUUUCAAUUACUAUUGCACUAGGACAAAUGCUUUUUUAUAUUGUCAUUUAUAUUUAUGACAUCAAAAAUAGAUUGAAUAUAUGUCAGUGUAAUAGGGGUCAAACACAAUCAAGAGCAACAAAAACAACAAAAAAAGAAUUAGUUAAAAGUAACACUGUCGAACUUGAUUUUUUAUCUCUUCCAAAGAAAUCAUAUCUACAAAAUCUAGUUUCAUGCAGAUUAUCACAGCAAAUUGAAGAAUAACUUCAAGAAAAAUGAACUUAAAAACUGUAACUCAAAUAUUUGUUGAAAAUAUACAAUGUCAGAAAGAAAAAAAGGGAUGUAAAAGGUUUGAAGAUGCAAACUAUUAAUUUAAAUGUAAUUAAACGUCAAACCCAGUACCUGAAUCAAAUAUUUAGUAUAUCAGAUUUUGUAACAUAUUUUACAUACAUUGUUAAUCAAAAUUUUGUCAUUUUUAAGCCCAUAUUAAGCUUCAUUUUUUUCCAAUUGCUAAUUUUCUUACAAUAUAUUAUUUUGAGUUUUCUUAAUCCCCUACACUGAGAUUUGGAUUUGCACAAAAUUUAUAGAGGGCUAUAAAUCUCUUAUUUAUGGGUAUAAAAUCAAAUGCAAGAUUUUAUUUAUUAUGUAAAUCAAAAUGUCAUCUGCCAAGUUGUUCAUUAGAAGUGUCCUUGCAAAGAUACAAAAGAAUUAAUUUGUGUAAAUAAGCACUUCAAACAUAUUUUGAGACACUUUCAAAUUGAUAAAUGAUUUUUUUUAAAUUUUAAGGUUCCAAGAAGGUUUACAAAUGUAUGCCUUGAUUUCCUGAAACAAACCACUUUCUUAAACAUUUUAAGUUCAUCUAAAGUAAGCAACUAUAAAUAAAAGCAAUUACUUUGGAACUGUAGCUCUGAGCAUUCAAGCGCCUAAGCUACAGUAAAAGGCAAAUAAUCUAAAAAUUUUAAGACUUACCAUAUUUGAAAUUAAAUCAAAAGGGUCUUCAAAAGAAAAGGAAAAAUUAUGUUGGGUUAUUUGCUUAAUUUUUAUUCUGCCGUGGAAGAGGGGGAGGGGAAUGGUAAAAACCUGCCAGAAUAGAUGGUGUCUGGAAUCUUUAUCACAUAUUUGCAAUGUAUGUUAAUUUGUGUCUAAAAUUUUUAUUUCUAAGCUAUCUUUUUCAGCAUUUGAUAAUUUCCCAUUUUCUCCAAGUACCUACCCAUGUCUCCCUUCCUGGUUAUUGCUCAAUCAUUUAAAUAACUAAAAACUGUUUAUCUAUAUUUGGUGUUGAAAAAUGGAGAGUUUGACCCAGUAUGGUCAAAAACAGCAGCAGCUGCAGCAAACAAUAAAAUUAUGCUGUGUUUUGAGGUUUCCAAACCACACAAACCUUCUCAUUUUGUCUUCAUAACAACUCUAUGAAGACGCAUUAAUCUCAAAGAAGUUGAGUCCUCACCCAGGUACACUGGGCUAAUCACUGAUGCAGUUAAACCAUUCUCAAACUUCAGAGGCUUUCAUUAAACUGAAAGCUUUCUCUCUCUGAUUAAAGCUGACAACAUCCAGAGAUAGUGGGUACACUAAAGGAAAAAAAUGUUUGACAUGUUAUUUAAUACUCUCUAGUUUAACUCAGUUCCUUCAGUCCAUAUACUAUGUAGGCUAAAUGAACUCUUUCUGCAUGCCAACCUGUGCUCUCAGGCUAAAAUUCUAUAGCAAGUUAUAUAUCUCAAUAUACAAGAUCACUUGUAAAUGUGCAGAACAGCUGCUCCCAAGAUGUGGAUAUAGGUAGUCCCUAAGGUGCGGACAAAAAUUCAAGAAGCACAGGGAGAAAAACCAAAACUGUCUAAAUUGAGAUUGUGUGGGUAGGUAUAAAAAUGAUCCAUAACACAAGGUUGAACACAUGUUGAACACACGUUCAACUAAACACGUGUUUAAUUCAGAUUAGAUAGGGAAGACUGUUUUUUCUUCUUUUGUUUUGGCAAGACUUUUUUUUUAAACAAAAAUUUUUAAAAACUCAGACAACAGAUUUCUGUACUUUCUUUCCAAUAAAAAUGAAAUAUAACUUAUCCAAACUGAUGCAUAGAUGCUAAAACCUAUGUUAACAUGCAAGUAUUUUACUAAUCAGUUCAUUUUUGUCAAGUCUCUAUUCUUGCUCCCUCCUUGAAGUUCUAGAAACCCAUACUAAUUUUUAACAUAAAUUAUAUUUUUGGAAGCAAAGAAAACCAUUCCAAAUUUAACACUCAAGACAAAUGACAUAACCCAAUUUGAACCAAGAUCUGAUUACAUAAACUGCUUAGAAACAGAAAAUCUUUCUGCAAAAAUACUUUCUAAAAUAAAACAUCUAUUUAUAAAAGUAAAAAUGUAUUUGUUUUCAACUACUCCUGACUGGAAGACAAAUAUUAUCUUUCAAACUAAAGAUUCAAAAUAAAUAAAGAAACAGAAAGUAUGAAAACAGCUACCUGGUGUGAACUGUGAGAAAGUUGAAAGAAAGAAAUCAGAUAUUCUGUGUAGAUGGCAGCAUGUGAAGGGAGAGGUAAUAGAAUUGGCAGAAACCUGGCCACAGAAGAGAAAUUGAGAAAUCUCCAGAGCAGAUAUAAUAUAGUUCUUAACAGUAUAUCAUACUGGGUAAUAGUUUAAUAAUCUCUUAACAUGUAAAAAAAUCUCAAGGUACUGGUUUGUUUUUUAAUAGGAAACAUUCAGAUGAUGAAUUGGUCUUGUAGCAAGAACUUCCAAUUACCCAAUCACCUCCUUAACUUGCCAUAGCUGUCCCUAAAAAGAGAGCUGCACAGGAUCAGUACUUUCAAAACUAUGAUAUAACCACAAAGGUAUGACAAUCAGCAAUUGUGCUUCAUUUUAUUCUAAAGGGGAAGAAAAUUUUGAAAAUUUAAAAACAAACAUCGGAGUGCUGAUGGUCAUUUUUAAAGUUUUUCCAUGGCGAACCAUUAGAUUUUAUUAUGAGAUAGAAGUAGACAUAUUUAAAUUUUUUACAUUUUGGGUUAAUUUCUGAAAAAGUCCACAGUUGCUUAUUUACAUUUCUUAAGGAUAAUGAUCUUAAAGCAGCAGAGUACCUUAGCUAUGUAGGACAUAGGGAACUGUAGAGUUUCUUUGACCUCUCAAACAUUUAUAGGAGAUUUGGUUUUAUAGUAUUUGUCUUCCUAAAAGCCAAAUGAAAAUUUGUUUUGUGUAAAUCAAACAAUUUUUCAAAUUCAUCAAGAGACCUUGUGAUAAAGGAUCCUUGUAGCAAAUACUCUUUGUUUUCUAAACUAAAAAAAACACAAUUUAAUUUAGUAAAUUGAUUAUCACAUAUCUUGUGUUGUAUAAUGCAACACACUCCUAUUGUGUGGCCUUAAAGGUCUAGGAUGUAGUCUUUACCACAGACUAUGUAAAAUAAAAGACUGUCUCCAAGUUUUGAGUUGGUCUUGACAUGAGGGAUUGGUUUCAGUCAGUUUUACUUACUGAAUUUACCUGGAUUUAUGGGAAAAAUAGCAUUAAGACAAUAGGGAUAAAACUAACAAGUUUUUUGUUCUAUUUAUUUGUUUAAACUUUUACCAUCUAUCCUAUCAUUGAAGUUAGUAUGAAGAGGUUGAGAUGACCUUAAGUCCCAUAAAAAAUACUAGAUAUACUGAAUCAGAAUCUGAGAUAAUGCCCCAAAUAUGCAUAGGUAACACAUUACUGAGGUGAUACCAAUGCAUGCUAAGUUUAGAAAAAUAUUCUUAAAUAGAUUUACUUUUCCAAACAAAGUAAUUCUAGUGCUUUUUGUCCUAACAUGAAAGUAUUAAACCUUGUUCCUUCACUAUACCAAUGUGAAUAUUGACUGAACAUUUUUCUUGACUAGAGGACUACAAAACAAAGAACAACUAUACAUAAAAUGUCCAGGCUACUUUCUGACAAACUUGUUUAAAGAUUGUGUUCCCCAUUAACUCCUUCAACAAGUGUAUUUGAAAAUAGCCUUAAAGUAGGCAGGUUAGUUACUUAGUUUGCUAGUUUCUCUCCUGAAUAGUAAUAAAACAGCCUGAGAGUUGAAGGAGAGAGAGCAAAGAAUUAAGUUAUGAUGUCAAGCUCUUUGUUUUCCUCAUCUCAUUUUUAAACCAUCUUAGAAAAGUGGUAUACCCAUCAUUUCAAAGAAGAGGAAAAUAAGGAUCAUGGUUGUAAGUAACUUACCAAGGUUCAUAAAGUAGAGUUGAGGAUUCAAAUCCAGAUUUGCCAGAUGCUAAAGGUGUGUUCCUACCACCCCACAGCACAUUUCCAAAAGUGAGAAAAGCAUAAUCAAUAUGACUGGGUUUAUAUAUUUUAAUGGAGGUGGUGGAGACAUUUCCAAAUGGAAAAAUUACAUAAAUUUCAUACUAUGUAGAGAUUUCCUUCAAAUUUCCAAAUUUACAUCUUAAUAAAAAGAAAGACCAUUACUUUCUUUUUUUAUACACUAUUUCCUAAAAAGAGUGAACAUUUUUUGAAGGAAAACCCUUCAAACAAUAAAUGUUCAUUAAGUAUUUUAAUUUCUAAUCAUUCAAGCUCUUUUAAAAUUCAAUUUAAAAUAUAAGCAACUAUAAUAUAACCUUCAACUGGUGAAAAAGGGGUUAUCAACUAAAGCAAAAAUUAUACAGAUGGUCAAUUAAGUCACCAGGUACAAAUGACAAAGUGAAGAAAAACACUAAUAUUAUACAGUCACACAGUGUCAAUCGGCAAAAACUUGUCAUGGGUUAAGAAUGAUUCUAUAUGGCAAGAUUUUUACAGGAGCAUUAUUACGUAAAUUAUAAGAUGUCUAGGAGCAUACCACAUAAAGAAGGCAGGAAGACAACCUUUAUAAAACAAUACAGAUUCUGCUUGUUCUACUCAAAACAUAUUAUUAUUUAUAUUAAAAAAUACAUAUAAAUUUUUGUUAGGGUCCGAAAACUGUUUUCAUCAUCAUGUGGAGAUGGCAAAAUAAAAUACAUUUUUAAAACCUACUUUUAAACUUCAUCUUCAAUAAAUUUUCUUAAGUCUCAGCUGUUCACAAAUGAUUCUUAAAUAGUCUCUCGACUCUGUUAUUGUCUCCAGGAACUUUUUAUUAAACCAAUGUGCUGUCUCUUCUAUUUCUCCCUGAACCUGAACAAAUCUCAAUAAUGUCAUGGGAAAUUACAUUAACAUUUGAUUCCACCAUACUAUCUCAACAUGAAGUGUGCAUAUGAAGCCUACUUUUAUUUUGUAAUACACACAGAAUUUCAAGUCAGUAAAAAAUUCUGUAAGUCAAACCUACUAAAAAUGAGCACUAAUGUAACUGUGAUAAACAAGGCCAUAGAUUUAAAACAAUAAAU
Molecule: messenger RNA, 9101 nt
Organism: Sciurus carolinensis (gray squirrel)
Lineage: Eukaryota; Metazoa; Chordata; Mammalia; Rodentia; Sciuridae
Gene: Lrrtm3
Product: leucine rich repeat transmembrane neuronal 3
Exons: 3
Coding region: 538-2283 (581 amino acids)
Cellular component (GO): plasma membrane
Molecular function (GO): protein binding
Source: RefSeq, a predicted model, not a curated record